AUGCGGGAGCGGAUUCAGUGCACCAACGUGCACUUGAACCAGUCGUGUGCAUAUCACGUAGCCGCCACCCUCGUCCUCAAGGCCCUCAAGGAGCUGGAGCGCAACAGCAAGAAGGUCAAGAACAUCAAGCACAGCGGCAACAUCGUGCUCAAUGGCGCCAUCGAGAUUGCUAAGACAAACCACAGCAAGAAGAUGAAGAAAGGGCUGGUGGAACCUGCCUUUGUGUUCGAGGAAGAAACCUUCCUCACCGUUUCCAAAACCUCCCUCUUCUUCGCCGGCGACGGCUUCUCCGUCUACAACCGCAACGCUCAGCUCGUCUUCCGAGUCGACUCCUAUGGCCCCGACCCCCACGACAGAACCGAGCUCGUCCUCAUGGACGCCACCGGCCGCUGCCUCCUCACCGUCCGCCGAAAGAGGCCAAGCCUGCAUCACCGGUGGGAAGGGUAUGUAGGGGAGAGGAUGGAGGGGCAGAAGCCGAUCUUCAGCGUCAGGCGGUCGUCCAUAAUGGGACGGUCGAGCGUCACUGUGGAAGUCUUCCGGGAUCCACCGGAGGAGUACCAGAUCGAAGGCUCGUUCGCGCAGCGCAAUUGCACAAUCUACAACGCAGACAAGGAACCGGUGGCUGAGAUCCACCGCAAAGUAGAUGUUUCGACAAACGUGGUGCUUGGGAAGGACGUCUUCUCUCUUGCACUGAAGGCUGGCUUCGAUGCAGCUUUUGCCAUGGGACUGGUGCUCGUGCUUGACCAGAUCAACGGCGAUGGGUUUGUGGAGGAGGAGGAGGAGGAGGGAGGGAGGAGGGAGGGGGAGAUGGACCUGACCGCAGUGGAAUAG
Molecule: messenger RNA, 831 nt
Organism: Fragaria vesca subsp. vesca
Lineage: Eukaryota; Viridiplantae; Streptophyta; Magnoliopsida; Rosales; Rosaceae
Product: protein LURP-one-related 12-like
Exons: 4
Coding region: 1-831 (276 amino acids)
Source: RefSeq, a predicted model, not a curated record